Polychytrium aggregatum is the source of this 1741-nucleotide messenger RNA. RefSeq lists its product as uncharacterized. The record is from RefSeq and is a predicted model, not a curated record. Lineage: Eukaryota; Fungi; Chytridiomycota; Chytridiomycetes; Polychytriales. The transcript has 3 exons. The coding region runs from base 86 to 1543 and encodes 485 amino acids.
CUUCCCUCGUCCGUCCCUCGUCCUUCCCUCGUCCUUCGCUUUCCCCCCCUCUGGCACUUCCGGUCCUCCCGCUGGUCCUGUUGCAAUGAAGAACCUGGCCCAGAUCGCCCUGGCCUUUGCCGGCAUCGCCCUGCUCGGCAGCGCCGCCGCCGACACCGCUCCCGAGUCCCCUGCCAACCUCGCCCUUUUCAGCGAGGGCGUCGAGCACUUUGGCUCCGCUGCCCUCCAGGCCUUUGCUUCCGAUCGCCGUCUCGUCGCCAGACAACAAACUACCAUCUCCGGUGCCGCUCUCUGCGCCAGCAGCGGCUUCUGCUACGUCGACGUCCACACCUCGCAUUACUGCUGGGAUGACUUUGUCAGCCUCACCUCCAACCUGCCCACCACCCCCCUGGGUCUCCAGCAGGCUUUCUGCACCGAGUGCUGGAUCAAGCUCAUUCCGUACUUCACCAGCGUCUUCAGCAGCAACGCUACCCUCCUCCAGGACGUCAACACUUUCAAAACCACCAUUGGCACCGUCUGCGGCCCCAACUUCCUGACCACGGGUCAGAUCACCACUGGCUCGCUCAGCGGAACCUCCGUUUCGUCUUCCGACGUCGUCGUCGUCAGCCCCGGCGGCAGCGUCACCACCAAGCCCGUUCCCCUCUCCACCAGCACUGUCCCCGUCAGCACCCCUAUCUCGCCCGGCCCGAGCCCCUCAUCCUCCAGCGGCCUCUCGGGCGGUGCUAUUGGCGGUAUCGUUGCCGGCGCCGUCGUCGUCGUGGCCCUGAUUGCCGGUUUUGUUAUCUAUUCGCGCAAGAAGCCCAACGACAAGCCCGUCGAUCCCAAUGGAUCCUACAACGCUGCCUCGGUUCCCAAGCCUGUGUACAGCGCUCCUGCUCAGGUUGAAACCAGCUAUCCCCAGCAAGCCGCUCCCCCCGCCAGCCAGGGCUACUACCCUGCCCAAUCCGCUCCCCCCAGCCAGGGUUACUACCCUGCUCAAUCCGCUCCCCCGGCCACCCAGGGAUACUAUCCCGCUCAGCAGCAGCAGCCCCCCGCCGCCCAAGGUUACUACCCGCCUCAGUCUGCCGCCCCUGCCCCCCAGGGCUACUACGCCGGCCAGCAGCCUCCCGCCAGCCAGGGCUACUACGCGGCUCCCACCUCCUACCCUACCGACCAAAAGUUGAGCAACCCUCAGUUCCAGCCUCCCCAGGACGCCUACGCCCCUGCCCCUGCCGCUGCGUACCAGUCGACCCCGAGCCAGUACAGCCAGCCUCAGCACAGCCGAUUCGUGGUCAUCCAGGCCUACGACACCAAGAGUCCGUAUGAGAUGAACCUCCAUCUCGGCGAUGUCAUCCAGCUCCAGUCCGACUUCAACACUGCCGGCAUGGCUCAGGUAGGUUUCAUCGUAGCCCAGGACAGUCCCCAAUCAUCGUGUGCCUGGAGAUACGGAACACUCCCGCAGUGCUCUGCCUCUGUUUGCUCCUGUACCCAGCCAACGGUCCUGCGCCGCUUGAUCCGUUCAUUGGCGAAUGCCGCUACGAAUGCCGUCUCUUGCCACCGCUGAUCACGUUGCACGAUUGGGCGCUCAUUUUGCUCUCUCACCACCAUCGUCCACCAGGCCUUCAACCAGACCACCGGCAUGACUGGCCUCGUCCCCGAAAAGUAUCUCCGUCCCUUGACAGAUGGUGCUGGAUCCUCCCAGUACUAAAGCUGAAGCCUCCCAGUGUUAGAGCUGAAGCCCAAACCCAGAAACCCGACACCG